Molecule: messenger RNA, 4656 nt
Organism: Spizellomyces punctatus DAOM BR117
Lineage: Eukaryota; Fungi; Chytridiomycota; Chytridiomycetes; Spizellomycetales; Spizellomycetaceae
Product: multi drug resistance-associated protein (MRP)
Exons: 30
Coding region: 83-4546 (1487 amino acids)
Biological process (GO): transmembrane transport
Cellular component (GO): membrane
Molecular function (GO): ATP binding; ABC-type transporter activity; ATP hydrolysis activity
Source: RefSeq, a predicted model, not a curated record
GAACUAUCCUCACUAUUCAAAAAGCCCAAGGACACUCGAACAUCCAUAGUGCAGGCCGCGUUGUUUCAUUGCAGCUGUUGACAUGUCCAACGCAUCGUGGUGCGAUCCUGAAUAUGGCUGGCCUGCGGAUGGGUUGGAGAGGUUACCCCCCUGCCAGGAAGAAACUCUUCGACAGAUUCCUUGGGCAUUAUUGUUUUUAUUUGGAGUUCCGAGACUUGUCACGCUUUUGAGAGGUCCGUCUCCAGCUGUUCCACGCGGGACAUUGUAUUGGGGGAAAUUGACCCUGGCGUUCGUGCUACUAGUACUCCACGUUGGAGAAUACCUCAACGCAUACCUACAGGGAUCGCUCUGCGAUGGUCCGGAAUAUCUGUGCGCCCGCGUAUCGUUUUGGUUGGGUGCUGCGGCUUUGUUGUUUGCAAUUGUCUUGCACCAUGAAGAACAUUUGCGGUCGAGAGUGCCUUCGACAGUUUUGCUAUUUUUCUGGCUCUUUACCGUCGUGGCAGGGAUCGUCAAAUUGAGAACCUUGGUGUUGGUUGGAGCAUACGCACGAGAUCAGGUCGGAUUUGCCCUCUAUGUGAGCUUUCUGGGAUUAGCGAUCUUUCUGUUUGGAUUGGAGAACGUGCCCAAACCGGGGACGUAUUAUAGCAGUCUUGAUGAGGACGUGUCUGCCAGUCCGGAAGAAACCGCCAAUAUCUUUUCGCGGUUGACGUUCUUCUGGAUGGAUCCCCUGAUGAAGCUUGGGUACCGAAAGAAUCUGGACAUGAAUGAUCUUUGGAAUCUGAAGCGAAGUGAUCGUUCAGCCGUCACCGGUGGCAUGUUUCAAGCAGCCUGGGAGGAAGAAUUGAUGAAAAAGAGGCCGUCUUUACUGAGAGCGUGCGUCAAGACAUAUGGACUUCCAUUUGGAUCCGCCGCGAUUUUCAAAGCUGCACAGGACAUCAUGGCGUUUAUUCAGCCGAUUUUUUUAAAGCAGCUGAUGGAUUUUGCUAGGAGUUGGUCCGAUGGCGAUUCUACCCAGGAACGACAACCAAUCAACCGUGGUUUCAUGAUUGCCGGAUUGAUGCUUCUGACGGCUGUUACGCAAACCAUUAUGCUGCACCAGUAUUUUCACAUUUGUUUAGUGACUGGGAUGCGAAUGCGCUCAGCCAUGGUUACCGCCGUUUACCGCAAAUCCCUUGUUCUGUCAAGUGUUGCAAGACAAAGUUCCACCGUGGGUGAGAUUGUGAAUCUGCAGAGUGUUGAUGCGUCUCGCUUGAGCGAUCUUUGCUCGUAUUUGCACAUCAUGUGGUCAGGUCCUUUCCAAAUUGCCAUGGCGAUCUUUUUCCUGUACCAGACACUCGGGCCAUCUAUCUUCGCCGGGGUAGCUGUGAUGAUUCUCAUGGUCCCCGUUAACGCCUACUUGGCCACGAGAUCGCGCACGUUAAACAAAGCUCAAAUGGCGAACAAAGACACGAGGACAAAAAUGAUGGAUGAGUUACUCAAUGGAAUCAAAGUGAUAAAACUUUACGCAUGGGAGCGCCCCUUUCUGAAAAAAAUCUACAAAGCGCGUGAAGCAGAGUUGGAUACGUUGAAGAAGCUGGGAUAUCUAUCUGCAUUCCAGAGUUUCACAUGGGCGUGCACACCCUUCCUCGUCUCCUUUGUUUCCUUCGCGGUCUAUACGUUAAUAUCCGAUGAACCCCUGACAUCGGGCAAAGUAUUUGUAUGCAUUUCACUCUUCAAUCUUCUCCAGUUCCCUUUGGCCGUUUUCCCGAGUGUCAUAUCAGCUGUGAUUGAGGCUUCAGUGUCAUUCAACAGGCUGUACAAGUUUUUGAGGAAUGAGGAGCUCGACAGGAACGCAGUAAUUUACGAAACAGUGGUUUUUCAGCCCACAUCUGGAAAGGCACAGCGGGUGGUGGUAGAGAAUGCUACAUUCCAGUGGAGUAAACAGGGAACACCUGUUCUCGAAGACAUCUCAUUCCGGGUUAGCGAUGGACAAUUGUUUGCUAUCGUGGGCAGCGUUGGUGCAGGAAAGUCAAGUGUUAUUGCGGCACUCCUCGGUGAGAUGUAUAAAAUUAAAGGCGACGUCCGGCUGCGUGGGUCGGUCGCCUAUGUGCCGCAGAAUGCGUGGAUCAUGAAUGCGACUUUGAAGGAAAACAUCCUCUUUGGACGGCCUUUUGAUGCUCACUUCUAUGAUGAGGUCAUCAAAGCUUGUGGCCUUAAGGCGGAUUUGGAGAUUCUACCUGGAGGGGACGAAGUUGAGAUUGGAGAACGGGGCAUCAACUUAUCAGGUGGACAGAAGCAGCGGGUGUCAUUGGCUCGUGCGGUAUAUUCUCGGGCAGAUAUCUACUUGUUUGAUGAUCCACUCUCCGCAGUUGACGCGCAUGUUGGGCGCCACAUUUUCAACAAUGUCGUUGGACCCAACGGAUUGCUACAAACCAAGGCGCGAAUUUUUGUCACGCACGGUAUACAUUUCCUUCCAGAAACCAACGAAGUCAUGAUGCUUCAAGAAGGUCGAAUUUGCGAACUUGGUGCGUUUACUGAUGUAAUGGCUCGUGAAGGACCCUUGUACACCUUGAUGAAGGAGUAUGGCAAGCGUCGUGAUGAAGAUGAAGGUGUCGAGGACGACGAAGCGGACGAUGUUGUCCCUCCCGUCGGGUCCGUUGGAAGUCUGGCGGAGAAACCUCGUUCCCGGCGCACCUCGAACGUGAAAGGCUCUCACACGCAACUGGAUAAUGCUGCCGCGUUGAAAAAGUUACCGACACCCAUAAAUUCUCUCAUGACCAAAGAAGAAAGCGCAGUCGGCUCCGUUUCAUGGGACGUUUACUCAGCCUACGCAAAAGCGUGUUCAGUCCGCAUGGUUGUCGCCUACCUCAUCAUUGCAGUUCUUUCGCAAGUUCUAAGUGUUGCACAAAAUGUAUAUCUGGCGGAUUGGGCCGCGGAAAACGAUAGAAUGGAAUCGCACGUUUUAGGAGGAGCUCGGAAUGACCAUGUCUUGAAGAGAUUGGCUGUGUAUGGUGGUCUAGGAUUCACGUACUCUUUUACAAUUAUUGGGCAAGUCAUUUUUGUGUGGGUUGCUUGUGGAAUUCGAUCUGCUCGAUUACUCCACACGCAAAUGCUGGAGAACAUUGUUCGACUGCCCCAAUCCUUUUAUGACACAACCCCUCUUGGACGCGUCAUGAACCGAUUCUCAAAAGACCAGUACACGGUGGACGAAGUUCUCCCGAGAGUCUUUCAAGGAUAUUUCAGAACCCUAUUUGCAGUGCUCUCGGUUAUUGCUGUGAAUCUGAUGGGAUCUCCCAUGUUCUUGCUGUUUGCGAUACCGCUAAGUAUCUUGUAUGCGUACUUCCAACGGUUUUACCUCUCCACCUCUCGGGAACUGAAGCGGCUUGACUCAACGUCUCGAUCCCCUAUAUACGCCCACUUUUCGGAAACUCUAGGCGGCGUAUCCACUAUCCGUGCUUAUAAGCAGGAACCACGCUUUAUGCACACUAACGAAUCGAAAGUGGAUGACAAUAUGAGGGCUUAUUAUCCUAGUAUUGGCUCUAAUCGCUGGUUGGCGGUCCGACUCGAGUUUAUUGGAUCGUUGAUUGUCUUUGGAUCGGCGCUGUUUAGUGUGCUUACUAUUAUGAUUCAGGGACACAUUUCGGCUAGUAUUGUCGGGCUGAUGAUUACCUACUCGCUAAAUGUUACGCAGACACUGAAUUGGAUGGUACGGCAAUCAUGUGAGAUUGAAACCAACAUAGUCUCCGUGGAACGUAUGAAAGAGUACAUUGAGCUCCCCCAAGAGGCCCCAUAUGAAAUCCCUGAGCACCACCCACCGGCUAAUUGGCCAGAGCGCGGUAGAAUCGAUUUUGAGCACUACAGUGCGCGGUACAGGCCUGGGCUGGAUCUUGUGCUAAAGGAUGUUACAUUCUCUGUCCACGAACGCGAAAAGAUUGGUAUUGUUGGACGCACGGGCGCCGGCAAGUCCUCUUUGACCUUGGCCUUAUUCCGCCUCAUUGAAGCGGCCACCGGUCGAAUUAUGAUUGAUGAUAUCGACAUUUCCCAUCUUGGCUUAUUCGAUCUCCGCUCCCGUCUGACCAUCAUCCCACAGGAUCCUGUCCUCUUUUCUGGUACCAUUCGAGAUAACCUAGACCCAUUUAACGUUCACGAUGACGCAGCCAUUUGGCAGGCCUUGGAGAGCGCGAGCCUCAAAAGCCAUAUAGGGCGGCUAGACAAAAAAUUGGGGGCCAUGGUUUUGCAAGGUGGUGAAAAUUUCAGUGUUGGACAACGGCAAUUAAUUUGUUUGGCGAGGGCGUUACUCCGCAAGACGCAUAUUUUGGUGUUGGAUGAGGCGACGGCUGCGAUUGAUGUAGAGACAGAUACAAUUAUACAAAAGACGAUUCGAGAGGAGUUCAAGGACUGCACGAUUAUCACCAUUGCUCACCGUAUCAACACGGUUAUGGAUAACGAUCGCAUCCUCGUCCUAGACCGUGGUCAAAUUGCAGAGUUUGACACACCGAACAAUCUGCUCGCAAAUAAAAAGUCUAUGUUUUAUAGUCUAGCGAAAGAGGCUGGUCAAGUAGCAUAAAUUUAUUCUGUUUUGGAUUGUGUAGAAUGAGAUAAAAAUAUGGAACAUUCUUAUUGGACACUGGGAGGAGUCUCAAUCUAAUAUAAUAUUGGGGGAACAAUCGAUAUGGG